AAGAGAAGAGUCACAAACUCCAAAUACAUUCUUUCCUCUGGAGAAGCCAAAGUACCCUUCACUAUUUUUCAACCUCAACAUUCUAAAUCCUAAAGUUAAAUCCUUUGAGAGUUUCAGAUCAGGACAAAGUUAGGAUCUUUUCUUAUUUUUUUGUGCUUUUUCUUUUUUUGUUUUUUUUGUAUUGACAUAAACGAGGUAAAGCGCACUUGCUUCACUUCACAAGUAGAAAAUGGGAUUUGUAGGUAUAGUGUGAGCUCAGUUCAGAUGCAUGUUGAAGAAGAAGAAGAAUAGCGAGUGAGUGAUUCAUUUUCAGACAAGAGUUUGAAAAGUAAGAAAAAAGAAAAGAAUGGGUUGUUGUCAGUCAAGGAUAGAUAGAAAAGAGAUAGUGUCUCGUUGCAAAGCGAGGAAGAGAUACUUGAAACAUCUUGUUAAAGCUAGACAAACUCUCUCCGUCUCCCACGCGCUUUACCUCCGUUCCCUACGCGCCACCGGCUCCUCCCUCGUCAACUUCUCUUCCAAAGAAACCCCUCUCCAUCUCCACCACACCCCUCCACCUCCUCCUCCUCCUCCUCCUCCACCUCCACCUCCUCAGCCGCGUCCUCAGCAGCAACCUCCUCUAAGCCCUGGCUCAGAGACCACAUGGACAACCACAACAACCUCCUCCGCUCUCCCUCCUCCACCUCCACCACCGCCUCCACCUCCUCCCCAGCCUUCCUCCACAUGGGACUUCUGGGAUCCGUUCAUCCCGCCUCCUCCUUCCUCAUCCUCCGAGGAGUGGGAGGAAGAGACAACCACCGGAACCACCACGAGAACCGCCGCGACGGGAACAGCUUCCUCAGACGCUGCUCCCACCACGGCUCCGACGACGACAGCUACUCCUCAAGGCUCGUCUGUGGUGAGCGGCUUCUCUAAAGACACGACGAACACGACGGGGAGCGAGCUAGCGGUGGUGGUGCCGAGGAACAGCAAAGAUCUGAUGGAGAUUAUCAAAGAAGUCGACGAGUACUUCCUCAAAGCUGCUGACUCUGGCGCUCCUCUCUCUUCUCUCCUCGAAAUCUCCACUUCCAUCAACCCUACAGCUGCUUUCUCUCCUCAUACCAAAGGGAAAAUGUAUAGUAACUACGAAUGCAAUCUCAAUCCGACGUCGUUUUGGACAAAGGGAUUUGCUCCUAAGUUGAACGAAUACACAAACUCAGCAGCGUUAGUUGGAGGAGGAAACUGCAUUGUUGGUAGCCAUUCCUCUACUAUUGACAGGCUCUAUGCCUGGGAGAAGAAGCUCUUUCAAGAGGUUAAGAAUGCAGAGAGCAUAAAGAUGGAGCAUGAGAAGAAAGUGGAACACGUAAGGAGGCUUGAGAUGAAGAGAGCUGACUACGUCAAAACCGAAAAGGCAAAGAAAGACGUUGAGAUGUUAGAGUCUCAGCUCACAGUGUCUUCCCAAGCCAUCCACAGCGCUUCUAAUGAGAUCAUCAAGCUCAGAGAGACUGAGCUCUAUCCUCAGCUUGUAGAGCUCAUUAAAGGGUUGAUGUGUAUGUGGAGGAGCAUGUAUGAGAGUCAUCAGGUUCAAACUCAUAUAGUUCAGCAGCUUAAGUACCUCAACACUAUCCCCUCCACCGAACCAACUUCAGAGCUUCACAGACAAUCAACAUUUCAGCUAGAGCUCGAGAUCCAGCAGUGGCAUCACUCUUUCUGCAACUUAGUCAAGGCCCAGCGUGACUACAUCCAGUCGCUCACGGGCUGGCUAAGGCUAAGUCUGUUCCAGUUCAGCAAGAACCCACUCGUCAGGAGCAGCUACGAGUCAAAGAUAUACAGCUUCUGCGAGGAAUGGCAUCUGGCUAUCGACAGGAUCCCUGACAAAGUAGCAUCCGAAGGGAUCAACAGCUUCCUCACCGCGGUCCACGGGAUCGUGGCUCAGCAGGCCGAGGAGCAUAAGCAGAAGAAGAGAUCAGACUCCAUGUCGAAAGACUUUGAGAAGAAAGCGGCUUCGCUGAGAGCGUUGGAGAGCAAGUAUAGUCCGUACUCGGUGGUGGCUGAAAGCAGCGGGAGGAGGAAGAAGAAGAACCCGGUGGUGGAGAAGAGAGCGAAGGUUGAGUUUCUGAAAGGGAAAGCGGAAGAAGAGAAGAGUAAGCAUGAGAAGGCGGUGAGUGUGACUAGAGCCAUGACUUUGAAUAACUUGCAGAUGGGUUUCCCUCACGUGUUUCAGGCGAUGGUUGGGUUUUCAAGUGUCUGUAUGCAAGCCUUUGAGUCUGUGUACAACCAAGCUAAGUGUAUCGGUGAGGAGGAGCAAGAGGAAGUCAAGAGGUUGCUUCCUUAGAGACAUUGCUUUUACCGUUUCUUCUCUGUUCUUGUUUGAUCCUUUAGGCACAACAAACAUGUUAUGAACUUGAGUUGAGUUUAUGCUAUUUUUAGAAAACUGAACUUUUCAUUGAA
Raphanus sativus (radish) is the source of this 2427-nucleotide messenger RNA. RefSeq names its product protein ALTERED PHOSPHATE STARVATION RESPONSE 1. The transcript has 4 exons. The record is from RefSeq and is a predicted model, not a curated record. NCBI's taxonomy places the organism in Eukaryota, Viridiplantae, Streptophyta, Magnoliopsida, Brassicales, Brassicaceae. Bases 347 to 2311 code for a protein of 654 amino acids.